AUGUGGGGUAGUCAUCAACUAGAUAUCAAAGAGCACCUUAAUAGACCAAACGAACCAUAUUAUAAGUUUUCACCGUCUGCAUCGAUGGCUUAUUAUACUUAUCAACGUUAUAGAGGUCGAAAUAUUUUAAGAAGAAUGAAUCAAGCUGAGGAUCAAUGGACAAAUCUGGGAGAAUCACCUGUCUUUCGACCUGUUAGGUCAGCUUUAGACCUUUCAUCGUCAACAUGGGAUCAUUGUAAUACUCUUGUUCCUCGACAAGUUAAUAAUAUAAUGAGUUAUACUGGUCCACCUACAGAUUUAAGUUGGAAUAGUUUCAUUCUUUUUCCGAUGUUAAUUUAUCCAAUAUAUUUUCUUUUUACCAUUCCAACAACAAUUAUUACUUUUCUCUUAUUAUACUUUCCAAUGGUUUGUAAAUUUGAAUAUGCACUUUGGAAAAGUAAUAUUGGAUUUAAUGCACGUUAUAACUUUACAUCAUUUAUCACUACGGUGACUGGAUCCAUUCUAAUACCAAUACUUGUAUUAUUAGGGGAUAUAAUGUUUUUUUGUGUAGUAUUAUGUGCAAGUACUGGUGCAGUUUUUAUGGUUAUGUUUAGAUCAUUUGACGAAGGACUUGCAUUUUGUAGUAGAGUUGCGAUGGGUGUACCAGAAACUUACCUAGAAAUGAUUUUAGAGAAAUGA
This is a messenger RNA of Scutellospora calospora, 678 nucleotides long. The record is from the annotation of a GenBank genome assembly. Lineage: Eukaryota; Fungi; Glomeromycota; Glomeromycetes; Diversisporales; Gigasporaceae.